UUCGUCGCAGUCCACUAGUCGACGUGCAAAUAGAAAGCUCCUUAAUAUCCGACCAGCGGGCCGUUUCAUAAAGCUGUUCGUAAGUUAAGAGAGACUUUAAGAACGACUGGUUAUCCUUACGCGCUAAACCAUCGCCAAUGAAUAUACCAUUUACCACAAGGAAGGAUCACCAGUCGUUCUUAAAGUCGCUCUGAACUUACGAACAGCUGUAUGAAACACCCGCCAAGAAAGUUGGAGGUUAGAUCAUCUCACUUCCCUGCCUGAGAAUCUAUGUUGCAUACCUCUUCAAAGAUCAUGAAGAGAAUGUAGCUAUACCAUUGUACUUUCGUCAUCAGGUGAUUGGGUAAGGACCUCAAUGGAUUAAGUUAUCUCGGUUUUCAUGGGCUGUAGACGUACUUGCAUACUCCCUACUUGUCCGUUGGCCUUUUUCAUGACAGAUAAAGCCAAUGAAUCAAUGCAAUAAAACAAAAGUCAAGACGGCCGUUGAUUAACAUGAAUUAAAUAUCCUAAUGGAAUACUAAAAAAAUUCCAUAUAUAUCAUGUAUACAAGUUUUUUUGGUAGUUUAAUGAUGGUCAAUGUGGGGCAAACAAAAGUUCUAGGGUGUAAAUAAAUCGUGAAAUUAAAAGUUCGUCUUAUUGAAAAAAACAACCAAAUAUAAAAAAUGUUGGUGCAUUUUUUAUGUCGCAAAACAAACAUAUUAAAUUUGUAAACGUUGUCCAAGCCUAUCUCCAUUAUUACUUUCAAUCGUUAUAUAAUUUAUGUAAUUUAAUGUAGAAGUUAGGGAGAGGGCCCGGGGGAGAAUUAAAACAGUCAAAUAUAUUGCUGUACACACGCGUGACCUCAAAAAAUCCGUUGAAAGGGAUGUUUCUCAGUUUUGGACGCGGUCGGCGCAUGGACUCGUAAAGGGUAUCAAAAACAUUUUUUUUUUAAAGGUUGGUUUUAAAAAACUGGUCAAUGGUCAAUCGCGGGGUCAGACGUAUUUAGGGUAUGUUUUUUCCCUAAAACCUUUUUUAAAGACUAGCGAAAUGUGUUUCCGGUAUGGUAUUUUUCCCCCAAGCUUUUUCCCCGAUGUCAUAUUUUGGCGACAACUUGUUUAGGGGCCAUAAGGUGUAAAUAAAGCCCGCGAAAAACUUGUUUAGGGGGUUAUUAUUGCACACAGAGAAAAACUCGUUGAGGGGGUGUUUGGAAAUUCCUUGGUCACUCGUGUGUACAGCAAUAUAUUUGACUGCCCCCCCCCCAGGGGAAGGGGUUAUCUCAAACUAGGUUGAUGUACCAUUCUAUGAUCUUUCCCAUUAUAGACCUUGGCAAGGAUAUGUCCUGACCCGCCAGCAUCCUUGAUAAGAAUCGCUUUGAAGAAAGAAAACCAGUCAAAGAGUCGGAACGCUAACAACCACCCACUGGAUAGGAACCGAGUCUUUCUCGAGUCUCCAGGCUCCCUAGUUUCAGAUUUCAUUGAUGCGAGCUACGUUAAGGGUAUUCGAUACAGGUUUAUAACAACGCAGAUGCCUAUGCCUAACACAGCAACUGAUUUCUGGGACAUGGUAUUUUACAAUAAACCAUCUGUUAUCAUUAUGCUGAACGAUGAUGACAGACGUAACAAGAAUUGUGUCCAAUACUGGUUGGACAAUGCUGUUGCAACUUUCGGAUCCUUUUCUAUCACUACGGUGUCUGUCUCUGAGAACGAAGGACUGAUUGAGAGGGAGAUGCGAGUCACAAGAAAUAAAUCACAGUCUCGACAUGUCGUGAAGCAGUACCAGUUCUUAGACUGGCCAAAAGAGGCCGAGCAGCAAGAGAAUCGAGCUCCUCAACUAAUCAAUCUGAUGACAAAAGUUCAAGAAACUUUAAGAAGAUCACCAGAAGGGUCCCCAGUGCUUGUUCAUUGCAUGAAUGGAGUUGGCCGAACUGGUGUAUUCUGUAGCACGCUUGAGUGCAUCGCACAAGUAGACGAAGAAGACGCUGUUGAUGUCUUUCACGUGGUGAAGAUGCUCAGAAAUGAAAGGAUGCAAUUUGUACAAACCAAGGAAGAAUAUUCGUUCAUCUACGACCUGAUCAAAGAAUAUCUUCGAGGAAAUGAGUACGAGCAACCGAUAGGUCCCGAGGUCUCGCCUAGCGAUCACACUUACACGUGUGCUGAAUCCCCUACGGCUCCGGGAUCCGUUCAGAGCGAGCAUGUCUACGCACAACUGCAAGAGGGCACUCCCAAUAAAUUAUAUACCCCACUGAAGGUUCCAUGAGCCUAAUUACAACAGGAAGGCUAAAGAUAUUCGUCGACCCAACCCAUUCAUUUUUUUCGAUUUGAUAUUGCUGAUUGACAAAAGUAUAAGAAUUUGAUUGAAAAUCUAACACUGAUUCUAUAAAUUUUAACUACUGAACCUCAUUUGCCCAAAUUGAGAAGAUAUAUCAAUGACUUUGGAACUAUUUUUUGACUGGCGGAAGAAUUAGGACUUGUGUCAGUUGAUAAAUUUAAUCCCAUCAUACAGAUAUCUUCAUAAAUGGCGAUUUAUUUUUAAAAUGAGCUGGCUACAAUACUCCUUUCUGGUCAGAUAUGGAAUGUGAGAUAUACAUCCUCUCCAUUGGUAGUAAAAAUUCGACCUUCUAAUUUCACGUUUAUUUUUGAAGGAUUUUUUAAAAUGCCACACAAUUGACACACAAGUCUAUGGGGAAUGUUUUACGCGCGUGACACCUGAAGUCAGAUAUUCCCGUGGAGACAAUGACUCUUCCAGCUGGAGAAACCAAGUACAAGGGGACGAUUUUUAAAGGGAAAAAUUAAAAGACGCACUUGCAUUCACUGAACAUUUAUACUGGUCUUCUUAAAUUACUUACAUGUAGAAUUAGUCCUCGUAUUAUUUGAUCAGUGAGAUACUCUUCCGUUUAAUGGCACAGUCCUUAAAUUGUCUCUACUAGGUCAGUAUAUCUGGCAAUGGAGCGCGCUUCGCGCGCACACUAAGUGACUCAUUUUUUUCUGGUGCCCCCCCCCCAAUGCCGUGAACCACGGUACGCCACUGCAUGCAUUCACCAUCACAUUGGCUAUUUUGAAGAUUAUUUACAAUGGUCCCAGUUUGAUGAACAGGUUACCUUGCCAACGGAUAGUCAAUUCAAUUCAAAAUGAUAUUAUUUUUCUAAUUUUCAAACAUACAUAAUGUAUAUAAAGAUAAAAUCCCAAAUCGCUAAAAUUCAUUUGUGAGGAACAAACGGAAAGCAGAGCUUGUAAAUAAGGCUGUUUUUUACUCUUUGGUGGAUAUUUUAAAUUUAUUUUAUUUUUUUCAAGUUACCCGUUGACUAUAUCGAUAUUGUAUUUUUUGUCAGCAAUAUUUUUGCAUUCUCUAUUUCUUCAUUUCUUCAUAUUUGUUUAGAAUGACAUUUUAUUUAGUCCACUUUUUUCUCUAUGAUUGAUGCAAAAAAAAACAGCAACCAAAAUAUUUUGUUUGUUAUGUUAAUGGAAAAUGCAUUAUAUACGAAUGUUAUAAAUAUAGAAGAAAAUAAUAAAACAAAUCAUAUCGAACCAAUCACAUAGUUAACAGUAGCUUGCUAAGUUUAUAUUGUUUUCUAACACUUGUCGAACUAGUAAAUGAUUUUUUUGUAGAAUUUCAAUUUAGGUUAUUUUUGGCCUCAAGGGUAAUAUACAUGUAUAUAUUCAUGUCCGUAUUGAUUACAUUUAGUGAUUUAUGAAAAGAAAAUGUUGAAAUCUUAAUUUUUGUAUGUUCGAUUCUGAGUCUCCACAAGCCUAAUUCUCAUCACUCAAAGUAAUCCUCUUUCCCUUCUGUAAAGAACACAGCGCCCCUUAGUGUUUGUACAGUGUGUUCAUAUUGUGGAACAUAGUGUGUAAUCACUUCUCUUUUUUAUUUCCUGUAUAUGAACGCAUAUAUGAAUAAGUCGAUUAUAUUUUCUUCAUUUCCAAGUGGAUCCACACUUUACAAGCCUUGCUUUUUAGUGGACCCCCCUCAUUUCCAUUUAUGCUCAAUAGUAUACUUUUUUGUUGUUUUACGAAGUAAGAAUGCUCGUCAUUUCAUUUUUGUUUCUUUUUUGGAAAACGUGUCUUUCAGUAACACAUAAUAUAUUUUAUUGUAGUAGAUAUACAUGUAGAUAUAAGGGAA
This is a messenger RNA of Lytechinus pictus (painted urchin), 4095 nucleotides long. RefSeq names its product tyrosine-protein phosphatase non-receptor type 5-like. Lineage: Eukaryota; Metazoa; Echinodermata; Echinoidea; Temnopleuroida; Toxopneustidae. The record is from RefSeq and is a predicted model, not a curated record. Gene Ontology annotation, biological process: protein dephosphorylation. The transcript is spliced from 7 exons. The coding region runs from base 1504 to 2235 and encodes 243 amino acids. Gene Ontology annotation, molecular function: protein tyrosine phosphatase activity.